CAGGCACAUUUUCUUCCCUCGCAUGACCCCACAGGGAAGGCACAGUAUAAACAGCAGCCCCGGCUCCCUGGCAGGCAGGGACCAGCAGCUCUGCUCCACCAGAACUCAGCACCAUGAAGCUUCUCACGGGCCUGCUCUUCUUUUCCUUGGUCCUGGGAGCCAGAGGCUGGUUCUCGUUCUUUGGCGAGGCUGCUGGAGGGGCUUGGGACAUAUUGAGAGCCUACUUUGACAUGAAAGAAGCCAAUUACAAAGAUUCAGGCAAAUACUUCCACUCUCGGGGGAACUAUGAUGCUGCGCAGAGGGGACCUGGGGGUGUCUGGGCUGCAAAAUUGAUCAGCAGUGUCAGAGAGAGUGUCCAGAAACUCACAUGCGACGGAACAGAGGGCUCAACGGCCCAAAAGGAUGCCAACGACUGGGGCCGGAGAGGCAAUGACCCAAAUCACUUCAGACCCGAAGGCCUGCCCGACAAGUACUGAACUUCCUCUUCUCUCUGCUCUCAGAAAGAGAGAGUUUGUGGCUCCCAAGCACGUGGCUCACAUCUGCUGGGUCAUCUUACCCCUCCCCUCAGAGCUGGUUUCACAUGUGUCAGUUCCCCUGCUGGACUGCCGGCCCCUCUAACAUAACUAACAUGUGGACAGCAGUUUAUAGGUCAUAAAAAUGAUUUCCUUUCUA
Lemur catta (Ring-tailed lemur) is the source of this 672-nucleotide messenger RNA. RefSeq names its product serum amyloid A-1 protein-like. The coding region runs from base 114 to 476 and encodes 120 amino acids. The transcript is spliced from 4 exons. The record is from RefSeq and is a predicted model, not a curated record. Gene Ontology annotation, cellular component: extracellular region. NCBI's taxonomy places the organism in Eukaryota, Metazoa, Chordata, Mammalia, Primates, Lemuridae.